UUCGAAAUGUAUGGAAAUUAAUUGAUAUGUCAACAAAACACUCAUCAAUGUUUUCAAAGAUUAUUCACAUAAAACAUUAAAAAAAGAACAAUUGAAAAGGGAAAUCAAACACAUACACACACAAAUAAAACGAAUGCUUUGUAAUAAACAAUUGAACACAUGAUAAAAUCAAAUGGAUCUUAUUCUUCAUUUUUUGUACAGUAAGUUAAAAGUUGAAAAGGAUAUGAGCUAAACUAAAGGGAUGACCGGCACGCGAUUUGGGAGAGCUGGAAGAAGCCGAUUUUUCAUAGGCUUAGGUGCACUUGUAAUAACAGUCGUAUUCAUAAAAUUACAGUUGGAUGAAACGAGAAGGAUCGAAGUACAAUGCGAGCAACAGAAAGAAGAUUUGGAGAAAAAGUCAAAAUCGGAAAGGAAUGAAUGCGAACAAUUAAAAUAUAAUCUGGAAAUUCAAUCUCAAAAGCAAGGUGAAAUUAAGGAGAGAACUGUUCAAGAGUCAAAUACCAAGCUGACAUCACUUCAACAGCAUUACAAACUUUUGAAAAAUCAAUGCGAAGAUUUGAAAGAGGAAUGUUCCAAAACCAAAACCAGCCAACUUGAUAAAAUAAAUACUUUACAAAAUAGUUUGAAUUCUUAUAAAAAGCAAAAGUCGUGUGAAGAAAAGGAUAAUGAAAUUGAGAUAUGGAAGGCAAAGUACUAUGCACUAUUAAACGAGAAGACCGCUACAAAACAACUGGACUUCCGAUCGACAACAGAUGAUACGAAAGACAUAGCUGUGCUAAAAAAUAAAAUAGAAAGUCCAUCAACACAUGCCACGGUGACAAAAAACUUUAAUGCACAAAUUGCAAUCAGUGAUAAACUGUAUGCAAUUUCAAUUAAAUACAACAACAAUAACAACACCUCCACCAAAUCAAUUGAAAAAGAUAAAGAGAAUCUUGUUAAAGCAAAAACACCAUCAACUGCUUCUAUAGUUUCUUCAAUCAACCAGAUAAAAUUCAAUAGAAAGACUGAGGUGAAUAAUGAAAAUGGAACAUCGAUCACGAUUGAGAACAAUAACAACAACAACAAAUCUGAUCAGAUUGAACAGAAACUCAUUAAAUUUCCACAAGGGGUGGUCCCAUUUGUUCAACCCAAUUUAAAUAAUUUAAUUGACCAACAAUCUUCGGAAAACAGAAAUCAACGCGAAAAUCAAAAGAGUCUCGACACAUUGAAAAGAUUGCAAAAGGAAAAUGGUGAAGAUGUGGGUGCUCGAGAGGAAACCGAUAAUAGCAACUAUUUUGUUGCAGAAGAACGCAAGGAAGAAAAUUUGAACCAAGCAUAUGAAACGAAUGACAAAUCGAAAAAGGGCAAAGGAAAGAAAGAUCAGUCGAACAUAAAUGAUGAUGAUCUUCAAGUGAUACAACAAGCCAGUGAUGUUCUUGAGGACAAUCGAAAUAAAUUGAAAAAUGAAGUCAAUGAAGAUCAGGGUAAGGCCUACGCAGACGAAAUGAACUUUCAAGUCGAAGAUGAAGAUGAUGAUGAAUACGUGGACCAUCGUGGUCAUCAACAAGGUCAAGCUGUUCGAGAACGCCGUUGAACGGGAUCCAUAUAAUUUAAUAUUUGUGUGUUUUAAUAAUUAUUUAGAUUGAUUAACUUGUAAAGUUGGUUUUCUAUCACAGCAAUUAAACAUUUUACUUUUAAAUUCAAGUGAAAAAAAUUCAUUUACUUUCGAAUUAUGAAUAAACGAGAACACACCCAAAA
Messenger RNA from Sitodiplosis mosellana (orange wheat blossom midge), 1737 nucleotides. RefSeq names its product myb-like protein X. The record is from RefSeq and is a predicted model, not a curated record. The coding region runs from base 242 to 1573 and encodes 443 amino acids. NCBI's taxonomy places the organism in Eukaryota, Metazoa, Arthropoda, Insecta, Diptera, Cecidomyiidae. The transcript has 7 exons.